AUGUGUACAUUUUGUAAGAUAUAUGAGUCUAAUUAUAGGAUUAAUAUUUUUAAAGCAUUUAAAGAAAACAAUAAAGAUAUUAUUUUGGAUGGAACAGCACCUACUUAUAUUGAAAGAAGAUCUCUCCCAUCAAAUGCAAAUUCACCAUCAAAUCAAAAAUUCCCUUUUGCCAUUCUAAGCAAUGAAAAUCCUCUGUCCAGUCCCAAUAGUUCAAAUGAUGAACAACAUCAGCAACGCAAUAAUAAUUUGCCAGUUAUAAGACAUAAAAAAAGUCAGAAAUUUCAUAAAAGAGUUGUUGACUUGGAUGGAGAUAACCAAAAUAAGAAUAGUGAUAAUAGUGAGGAGAUUACAGCAAAAGCUAAAGUACCAUUACCAAAACAUCGAGCUGUUGAAAUUGAAAAGGCAAUAGCAGCUGAUAACUCCAAAUCACAUAAAAGAAGAUCAGUGAAUAAACGUCAAAAUACCACGCCAGAUUUUUCAUCAACAAAAAAAACACCAACAUCACCAUUAUCAUCACCACAUAGUGAUUCAGAAACCAUUUCAUCACCUACAAUCGGUGAAGCAAUAGAGUAUAGAAAGAAGAUUGAAGAGUUACGUAAAGAGGGUGGAUCUUCUUGGCUAACUAUUUUAAAUGAGAUGGAAUAUAAUAAUAAUAAUAUAAAUGGUAUUUUACAUUCAAGACAAAGAUCAGAAAAUCAACCACCAAAAUUGAAGGCUAUUGUUGAUCAAGUUAUAACUGCAAACUCCAGAAAUUAUUAA
This is a messenger RNA of Entrophospora sp. SA101, 759 nucleotides long. The record is from the annotation of a GenBank genome assembly. NCBI's taxonomy places the organism in Eukaryota, Fungi, Glomeromycota, Glomeromycetes, Entrophosporales, Entrophosporaceae.